UGUACCACAAAUACAUGAUUUAGGUGGGCUGAAGAUCGGAUACGUGAGCUCCCCUCUGGCAACACGUUGACAUAUCGUGAUGAGUUUGACGGUUUACGACUAUCUCAGGUGAGCCUGACUCCAUACACGGAUGACAUUCUACCAACUUUGCCUGCCGAAUGUUUGGAGGGGAUCGAAAUAUGGCGUGCUAGAGUGCCCCUCAUUAGCUGGAAGCGUACCGAGUGGCAUCUUCCUGAUCGUGUUAUGCGACAAUUUGGGGGAAUACAAUUCACAGAUGUUCGACCGAUGGAAUUAAAUUUCAGAAGGAUUGAUGGAAGAGGUCGAGCUGAUCUGGACUGGACUGUUCAGUAUAGAGAUUACCUGGAAAUAUGGGAAGAUAGGAGAGCAUAUGUAGUAGCAAUAACCCGGCCAGAAGGAAUUGGUAAUCAGGAGUUAGGUACUUACCUACGGUGGUAUAGGUCAUGGGCUUCAAUCUAUUUGUUACAGCCUCAAACAGAACCGCCAGAAACUUUUUUUCCUCGCUCCCCAGGCGAACGAUUAGUGGCUGACUACUACAUACGUUCAAGUGCAAUUCUUGAGCCAUUGGCGGGGGGUCAAGGACAAAAUGCCAGUUCAUUACAAUUAGCAGUUGACCAGGUCUCCGAGCUUUCCGCCAGAGUGCAGCGAUCUGUUUAUAUCGACUAUACUACUUUUGACACCACACUACCUGAGAUGAGUCAAACCAGGGACGCAGGAAUAGGUUCUCAUGGCUCUCAAGGGCCAAGACGAUCAACUUCUGAUGCUCCAUCUAGAUCCAGGAGAAGUCGACGACAGCAGCAAACUGAACGAGAACCACCACGACAUUCAAUGCACAUUCCAUCGAGCGCCUAUGACAUGUCCGGGGCUGGACCCUCCACACAACAUUGGCGCCCAUUGGCGUCACAAGAAACCAGUGCACAUGAAAUAUUUUAUGGUACACCAUCCCAACAUCCCUCAACACAAACAUUUAUACCCAUAUCAAUACCAGAGUGGAUGUUAGGGGUUGGGUUACCAACCUCCCCCUCGCAGCAAGAUAUAUUACUAAUGGGAGGACAAACUUCUGAACAAUAUACUGAUGUGAGGCAACAUCGACCAGAACUUCCACCACAAGAUGAGGAAUUUAUUGAGGAAGAGCAACAGCUACAACAACGCAGAAGAAGAGCUCCAGAUAGAUAUACUCCUGGUAGUAGGGCUCUUCCUCGACAUCGAUAGAUGGUCUGGGUUAAAAUUUUCUCUAUCUUAUGCUUACUACUUUAUGUAUGUUAAUGUUCGAUGAUCUGUAAGACAACAUAAUACAUCAUAUUCAUGCUCUCUUAUUUAUAUUCAGCAUGCAAAUUAUUGUAUUCUAUACGUUUUUUCAUACUUGACUUGAAUAUUAUUCCAAGCCAUUUCACAACAUUUUUCGCUCCUUGUUCAUAGGAAUCCACAUUUUAAGCAAGAAGAAGUUUAUUAUUACAAAAUAUUCUCAGAGGUCAAUGAAAAUAUGAGAGGCGCACCUACAAACCAACUAAUAGAAGAAGGAAGUAGCCGUAUACAUGAAAGUUUGGCUUAUAGCCCAGAUGAGAUCCUAGAAGCAAAAGCAACUACAAAUGAAAUUUUUAGAUGUCUUCUACAUACUUGGGGGGAAGACGAGGAUGUUGUCCUGUGGCAUGAAAAUGAUGAAAUUAUGAAAUUAAGGCAAUAUAGGUCUGGCUAUGAACUUCGAGCAAGUGGUUGGAAGUUGUUACAAGAAAGAUUUAGCGAUAUGAACGGCCACCUAGUAUCAUUAAAUUUUAUAAAGGAUCGUAUUCGAGAAUUGGGGUGCGAUAGACACGGUAAUGUUGAGCCGGGGAUAGGAAUAUCAAUGGUUGAUAUGGAUCACUGUAUUCUAUAUCAACAUUGGUCGCAUAAAGAAGACAAAUGGCUCUUAGAUAACUACAAAAUGCUAAUGCAAUGUUCUCAGGGCGGAAAGCAGAUAAAAUUUUUAGAUGGCGAAGAUUGGAACCACCUGCAACACGGAUUUAUGUACCACUUCAAAUGUUGUCCAACACAAACACAACUUCAAGGUCGUGUACGAAAUCUGCUUAGGAAAUGACUAUAAAGUGUUCUGAAAUGUAAGCAAAUAUUAAUAUUUUAUGUAUAAGAUUAUGGUGCUAACUAUCUAAAAUUCUUAUCUGCCUUUACAUAUAAACUUGUAUUAUUUUCAUAAAUAAUAACUCAUUCCGCAUUUGCUUAAAUUUCAGCACAUAAUGUCAUCAUCUUCAUCAAAGACCAAAGCAAUAAAGCGCUCACCAGCUAGGGAUUUCCUUCAUAUAAUUCCUAGAAAGAAGUUGAUAUAUGAUGGAACAAUUCGAUUGUCAGAAUCAAUGUCGUACCCUAUAGAUGAAUUCUUGGAGGAAAAAGCAAGAACAAAUGAAUUUUUGCGAUGUUGUUUACAUGAAUGGUCUUGGUAUGAAG
This is a messenger RNA of Dendrobium catenatum, 2454 nucleotides long. RefSeq lists its product as uncharacterized. NCBI's taxonomy places the organism in Eukaryota, Viridiplantae, Streptophyta, Magnoliopsida, Asparagales, Orchidaceae. The transcript is spliced from 4 exons. The record is from RefSeq and is a predicted model, not a curated record. The coding region runs from base 244 to 1230 and encodes 328 amino acids.